Molecule: messenger RNA, 707 nt
Organism: Rhagoletis zephyria (snowberry fruit fly)
Lineage: Eukaryota; Metazoa; Arthropoda; Insecta; Diptera; Tephritidae
Source: RefSeq, a predicted model, not a curated record
CACAUCAUUGAAGUUAAUCUCGAUUUGUGCAGCGCGUCAAACACGUUCGAAUAUUAUUUAAUACGCAGAACAAAUAAGUCUCGCUGAACUGGAGAGGAAUAAAAAAAUAUAUACAAAACAUACACAAAAUGCUUUUAUUCAUCUUCUUCGCCUGCAUUGCUGCAUGUCACGCCGGCCUUUUGGUCCUAUCGCCAAGUGAUUUUCAGAAAGCCGGCGACAUUAACAUCUCCUCUAUAGUGCAUAAUGCACCAUCUGCCGUUUCGCAUACAUCUUUUACACGAGUGCACAACACACACCACAUCAGUAACCCCCGCCAGCAUACACAAUCUGCCUCCGCCGCCCAGCCUAUUGGCACCACCACCACCAGCACUACAACACAAGCGGCUAGCAUCGCGGUGCAAUCGCCAGUCUAUGGUACGGCACAGCCAUUGCAUACCAUACCAGCGGCUGUUGUGAAGCCUGCAUCACCGGCUGCGGUGCAAGUACUGGGAAAUAUUGCCACCGCAGCGACAGCCACACUCAAAGGUGAUACGCCAAUCAUCCAGUCACUGACGCAUACGCCAGCACAUUUGACUUUCGCCGCCCGGCCAGUGGUCUACCAGACGUUACCUGAAAUUAAGCCAGUGCGUAAAAUUAGUUUUGAUGAAUUCGUGCCAAGUCCAAGGAAAGUGGAAUACAAGUAUAUCCAAUAAUAUAAAUCUAUCUGU